Messenger RNA from Coniophora puteana RWD-64-598 SS2, 1170 nucleotides. RefSeq lists its product as uncharacterized. The transcript has a single exon. Lineage: Eukaryota; Fungi; Basidiomycota; Agaricomycetes; Boletales; Coniophoraceae. The record is from RefSeq and is a predicted model, not a curated record. Bases 1 to 1170 code for a protein of 389 amino acids.
AUGAAUCACUUCGGAUGCGAUCAUCAAAGCGAAAGUUUUCGCGUCCCAUACAUCCUAUCCCAAGUCAUCCCCGCGUGGACACACCUGAAGUCGCUCCGAGUUGGCGCUAUAAAUGGUGCUACUUGGGUGCAUCUCGCCCAACAUCGGACGCUACACCGCUUGGAAGUACGCUUUCCCGCCGUUGAUGUUCACUUGGGUUCCCCUUCAGCUCCGGGGGGAAAUGCGGUCUUCCCUGCCCUGGACAAGCUCACUCUCAGGAGCUUGAGCUGGGGUUUACGUGGUGCCACCGGCUUACUUCGUUCGACGGGAGGACGUGGCUCUUUGAUCGAUCUUCACGUGGAUAGUUGCAUUCAGCCACAACCCACAGAGCUAGGCGACUUCACGAGUGCAGUCGCAGACCACUGCAGCGCUGAAAGCCUCACAAACUUCUACUGCUCAGAAAAGAUGUUCAACGAUUGGGGCCUAGAAAUAGCAGAUCCGUAUGAUGCCGAGUUUGGGAUCACGUUCAACACCUUGCAACCUCUGAUGAGCUUCAGUAGACUGGAGUCGCUGAUGAUUUCCGGGAAGCGGCUGGUACUGAUCAAAGACGACGAACUGCUAGAGCUCGCCUCUGCGUGGCCGCAGUUGCGUGUACUGGGGAUAAACGCUAAAGCAGGGUGGAUCGUGACUUCAAGAGUAACGUUCAUUGGGCUCGCCAAGUUGAUCGAGGUCUGUCCGCUGCUCAUGAACCUCUACAUCUCGAUCGACACGAGCAGCCCCACCGACAACAUCAUUUCCAACUAUCGUGACAACAUGGAUCGUGCAAGCAGCACGGAGACGCAGGUACCUGGGGCUGCGCUGCGCUAUCUCUACUUUCCGAGGACGCGAGUGGACGCGCGGGACGUAAAGCGGAUUGCAGCUUUUUUUGCAGUUCUAUUGGUUAAUUCUCCUCACGCUACCGUAUACGGCACUCCUGAAAAUUGGCUGAAGGUCAGUAGUGCGAUUAGAAGAAUCACGAAUGAGCUCCGCAGGACGGUUCUUGCGGACAAUAAACAGCCAGAGGACACGAGUGGGCCGGUGUCGAGAAAUAGAGCGAGCGAACUGGAGACUGAUUCUGAUGAGGGCCAGAUAGAGGAGGAACAUGAAGAAGACUCUGACAGUAGUAGUUACGAGUCAUGCGCAUCUGAGUAG